CUCGGACAGGAGACGGACGGUCGGAGGGUGAAGCGAGUACUCUCGAGCUGGGAAAAGAUUGUUGAAGUUAGUGCUUCAGACGGACGGACGGAGCGCAGAGGAUAUCCAGCCUGUGUGUAUGUGUGUGAGAGUGUGUGUUGGGUAAAUACAGAGCAGACGUCGCUCUCCAAAACCUCACUGCGGCGCGCAAGAACCAGAGGAGCGAGGGCUGCACCGGGACUGUGCUCACGCUGUUUCCAAGAGGACUAAAUAAAUCUGUGUAUCUCCUGAAAGGCGCUCAGCUCCGACUGUCAUUCAGUCUGUCCAGCAGCUCAAGGCUACUGAGCCGCGGACACUGGAGCCUUUUCCUUUUUUUAAUAUUAGGCUAUUAUUCAGACUUUCAAAACCAUCGAGGCAAACGAUCAGUAAGAUUUGAUCUCCGCAGCCUGCUUUCACGCUGACUCAUUGGACUGACUUUUCCGAGAGGCUCCACUCUGAAGAAUAACGUGUUUAUGGAUCGCUGCGCAGCGAGGAGCACCGGGAGUUGUAGGCUACGCGCUUGUGCAUCGAUCAUGUUGAUACCUCGCUGUUGCUGUGAACUUUGAUAGAUGUUUACAUAGAGAACUCACUAAUAUAGAUAAACGAUUUCAACAAAUACGCACAGAUAAGCUCAGAUUGACCUCUGGAAGGAAGUGGGAAGCGCCUUUUUUCUUUUGCUGCCCUCCCUCGUUUUUUCUCUCCCAAGACGGAUCUGUAUCACUCAGCCUCUCCUUCUGUGAUUUAAACAAAGACCAAAGUGUUUGGGGAUAGCAUGGCAAUGGUAGUAAACCAGUGGCCAGAGAACAUUUCUGCAGAUCCGGGGUCUCAGCUCCAGAUAUGCGGCCAGGAGCCCGGCGGGGCACCGGGAACCCCCAACGGUUCCACCCCGGGGAACGACGCACUUUCCGGGGACAAGAUCCCCAACGUGGACUGCAUGGUGUGCGGGGACAAGUCCAGCGGGAAGCAUUACGGUCAGUUCACCUGCGAGGGAUGCAAAAGCUUCUUUAAGCGCUCGGUGAGGCGGAACCUGUCGUACACCUGCCGGGGGAACCGAGACUGUCCCAUCGACCAGCACCACCGGAACCAGUGUCAGUACUGCCGGCUGAAGAAGUGCCUCAAAGUCGGCAUGAGAAGAGAGGGUAAGGCCUUAGCUGUACAACGAGGACGCACAUCAAACUCCCAGAGCAGCCCCGGUCAGUACCUGACCAACGGCACCGACCCGUACAACGGCCAGCCGUACCUGUCCGGCUUCAUCUCUCUGCUGCUACGGGCCGAGCCCUACCCCACGUCUCGCUACGGGGCCCAGUGCAUGCAGGGAAACAACCUGAUGGGCAUCGAGAACAUCUGCGAGCUGGCGGCCAGGCUGCUCUUCAGCGCUGUUGAGUGGGCCAAGAACAUACCCUUCUUCCCCGACCUGCAGCUCAUGGAUCAGGUGGCACUGUUGCGCAUGUCAUGGAGCGAGCUCUUCGUCCUCAACGCCGCCCAGUGCUCCAUGCCGCUCCACGUGGCUCCUCUGUUGGCGGCGGCGGGCCUGCACGCGUCGCCCAUGUCGGCGGAGCGCGUGGUGGCCUUCAUGGACCACAUCAGAGUCUUCCAGGAGCAGGUGGAGAAGCUGAAGGCCCUGCAGGUUGACACGGCUGAAUAUUCCUGCCUCAAGUCCAUCGUGCUCUUCACGUCCGAUGCUAUGGGGCUGUCAGAUGUAGCCCAUGUGGAGAGCAUCCAGGAGAAGUCUCAGUGUGCCCUGGAGGAGUACGUGAGGAACCAGUACCCCAGUCAGCCCAACCGCUUUGGCCGCCUCCUGCUCCGCCUGCCCUCCCUGCGCAUCGUCUCCUCCCCGGUCAUCGAGCAGCUGUUCUUCGUCCGCCUGGUGGGCAAGACGCCCAUCGAGACGCUGCUGCGCGACAUGCUGCUGUCGGGCUCCAGCUACAACUGGCCCUACAUGCCCACGGUGCAGCGCGACCGGCCCAUCUCCCUCCACUAUAACGAGAACGGGCCCUGAAGGAGGAAAGUGGCUGCAAAGCUGCAGGAGAAAUUCAGGCUGAACGUCCAUCCGACUCCUCAUCCAUCCAUCUCUCCUUUCACCCAGGAAGCAUCUCCCUCACCAUUCCACAUUAUCGGUCACCAUCCCGGUUACAUAAGCCAGCCAAUCAUUCACUAGCGCCACUGCAGAGACUCAGUGGCCAGUCGCAGUCCCUCCGCCGACAUCUGAGAUGUGGCACGAGAUGGACACGUUGGUAGAACGGGUUAUUGCGCAGUUCACCAGCAGGUCUGUUGGACAGAUGCCACAAAAACAAGGGGCAACAAAAGACAAAAACGUUUGCUUUAUCGUUGGUGCCACGCCCUCUUCUACAGAGGGGGCGCACCAGCGUUUCAGUAUGGCGAAUACUGAGCAAGGGCUUUGCCAAUUGGACUCUUCAACCGAGAGCACAAGGCCCGUUGUAUAUUUACCAAUUUUUGAAAAGAAAGCCAGAAGCCAUUAAAAAAAAAAGAAAAAAGAACACAAAUGCCAAAUGUCUUGGACUUUUGCAGAGGACAUGUUUUAAUGUGUGUGUUUGUAUUAGCACUGUUUAUAUGGAGAGAAAACUCAUGAUUGUGUCCAUAUGUACAGUAUAUCGUCGAUUCAUAGGCAUCUAUAGCAUAUUAGGGUUCAAUGGGAAACGCUCAGGUUCAGAGGGUGGGCAGGCAGACAGACAGAGAGACAGACAUGCCAAUAUCAGUACAAAAGAGCAAAAAGACAAACCCAGUAAAAGUUUAUCAGCAGCCUGUGCCAAAGCUGAAAAUGCAUAUUGUUUGGAUAUUUUUGUGGUAGUGUUGGUGAUGAAAAUAUUAUGUUUGAUCUGUCUAUAAUUUGACUAUAUACUUGUUUUUUGGGGUCUCAGGGGGAGAGGAGGAGUUUGUAAAAGAAUACACAAAUGAAAAGCUUAGGCACUUGCAUUGUAAACUAGUCAGAAGCUUCACUUAUUCACUCUGUCCAAUCACAGCACUGGAAGAUUUAUGCCAUCUGAUCAACUGACUUUUUGUACUUAUUCAGACGUCCCGUUAAAACUCCUCGAAGUGUCGCUAUCGCAGGAGGGCCACAACUCAUCCUCGUUCUUGUUUUUAUCUUCAUGAUUGUCACAAUUGGACCUUUUGGACCUUUGGGGGGGGCCGGGUGGGGGCAUUUUACUGUACUUUAGCUGUACUUGCCUUAGAACAAAGAUUUUGUCACUGAGCAUUUAUCUUAUGACUGUGCCAUAAUCUCUCGUUACCUGUUAUAACAGGUAUUAUGUCCCAUCAGGAGCGGAAAUGGACUCGAGCGAUGUAAAAAAUGAUUAGCGUGAACAGAAAAGUGAUGCAAAAUAUAGAGAUUUUUUUAAUGCAUCAAUAGAAAGAGCAGAUAUUUCUGCAGCACUUUCAGUUUUUCAACCUCCUGCGAGUUCUUCUCCGCUUCUUGAUGAUAUUGUCACGUAGGGAAAACCCCCUCGACUCAUGUCAUUAUCGUACCGAUACCGUAGAGAAAAGUAUCACUAACCUCUGAAAACCUCAGUCUAUGUUACAAUGUUAUCCCAGUUGGACUUAUGACUGUGACUUAGCUUAGGACUAUUUUAAGUUGUUGUUGUUGUUUUGUUUUUUUCUUCCCCUCAGUUUGUUUUGACAACCUGUCUCACAUUUCCAACAUGGCACUGUGGUAUCAACAUUGGCAUUGGAAAAGCCAUCUGGGACCUUAGAGCGCUGUCUGCUGAUGAAUAAUAAUUCACAGUUCCUAUGAGUUUAUUUUUAUCCCCUCUACUUUUUGUUUGCAAAUAUGGAUUAUCCAUUAAUUGAAAUAAAAUUCUGUUG
Centropristis striata (black sea bass) is the source of this 3837-nucleotide messenger RNA. RefSeq names its product nuclear receptor subfamily 2, group F, member 5 (gene nr2f5). The record is from RefSeq and is a predicted model, not a curated record. Bases 791 to 2017 code for a protein of 408 amino acids. Gene Ontology annotation, molecular function: RNA polymerase II cis-regulatory region sequence-specific DNA binding; zinc ion binding; nuclear receptor activity. The transcript has 4 exons. Gene Ontology annotation, biological process: cell differentiation; regulation of transcription by RNA polymerase II; anatomical structure development. Lineage: Eukaryota; Metazoa; Chordata; Actinopteri; Perciformes; Serranidae.